Messenger RNA from Penicillium macrosclerotiorum, 1002 nucleotides. RefSeq lists its product as uncharacterized. The transcript is spliced from 7 exons. Gene Ontology annotation, molecular function: mRNA binding. The record is from RefSeq and is a predicted model, not a curated record. Bases 1 to 1002 code for a protein of 333 amino acids. Lineage: Eukaryota; Fungi; Ascomycota; Eurotiomycetes; Eurotiales; Aspergillaceae. Gene Ontology annotation, cellular component: ribonucleoprotein complex; nucleus; cytoplasm.
AUGACGGAGGUCUCCUCGACCCGACUCUAUCUCGGGAACCUUCCCCGCAAUGUGACUAAACAGGAUAUUGAAGAACACUUCAACACCCAUGGCUCCGGUAAGAUCACGGAGAUCAAGCUAAUGAACGGCUUCGGCUUUAUCGAAUACGAAGAUGCCAUGGAUGCUCGAGACGUUGUACCUGCCUUCCACGGCAGUGACUUCAAAGGCGAACGGCUGACUGUACAGUUUGCCCGUGGACCUCGGCGCAAAGAGAAUUUCCCAGGUCCUACGGACCGCCCAGCGGCUCCUCGGCCACGUCGGACCAUGUUCCGGAUGCAGAUCUCCGGUCUCCCAGAAACAAGUUGGCAGGUUAGCAGCCCAAGCCCAUCCUUCCCUGGAUCUCCCGGACUUCCUUUACUUUCCCUGGCUACCUCUCUGCGUACUCUCCUCAAUGCCCUCCAGUCCGACCUCAAAGACUUCGCUCGUCAAUCAGGACUGGACGUGGUCUACUCCGAGACCGGCCGUGAACAAGGACGAGGGUUUGUUGAAUUCGAAACCGCCAAUGACCUCAAGACGGCCGUGGAAAAGCUGGACCAGCGUGAAUUCAAAGGAUCACAUGUGACCUGCGUUGCGGAUAUCCAGAGCUUUGAAGACCGUCCCUUUCGGGACCCAUACCGGUCCCGUUCCCCUCGCCGGCCUUACCCUCCCAUGGAUGAAUACGACCGUCGAUUUCCUGGAGCCCCCCGUGGAUAUAGUCCCCGGGACCACUACCGUGAACGGUCUCCUAUCCCUAUGCGCCGGGAAUACUAUGAGCGUGAUGGCUAUGGUCGCCGCAGCCCCCCUCGCGCUCGGAUUGAGGACUAUCCGCCUCCCCGUCGUCCGUAUGAGGAUCCCUAUGAUGCCCGACCUCCGCCUCCUCCACGCCACUAUGAUGACCCGUAUCUAGCGGCGCGGCCUUACGGACGCCCCCGUUCCCCCCCUCGAAGUGACUACGUUGCAUAUGAACGUCCUCGUUACUGGUAG